UACAGCACUUCUUUCAUUUAAAAGUGUUUAUGUGUGUGUUUCAACAUACAGUAGAAUAAGUGUGGACGAGCUGUGAAAUGCACAUACGCAGUAAACGUGAUUGAUCUGUGAAGUCGACAUAUGACGAAUGUGUGUGUGUGUGUGAGAGAGAGACAGUUCGAAUGUUAGAAUCAAUGCACAUACACACAGUUUUACUUUUAUUCCAUUCUCAUGUUUCAUACAUUUUAUAUGUAUUUUAAAAGUCAAGAUUCAGUCAAGAGAGAGAGAGAGGGAGAGAGAGAGAACAACUUUAAAGUUCUUCACAAUCGUCUCUUUCUCUCUGAUGUACACAUUUUUGAGACAGUAAAUUGCACAGACAUAAAACAAACAGCUGUGCAGGUCUUACACUCUUAACCCCCCCACACACCCACCCACCAACCCACCCACAUCAUGAAGAAACUUUGAAUUAGAAAAUAAUUACAGUCUUCAUGACAUUCAUAACGGUGGAAAUCCACGCGUGAUCUUACACUGACACCUUGUGGACAGAAGCGUACAUGCAGUUACCGCAACAGAAUUACAAAUCUUUUGUUGAAGCAUUUGGCCACCAGAGGACGCAGCGGAGCUUUCAUUGUUCUGAAAGACAACUGAAGAUCCGUCCAUACAUCCCUCUCUGGAAAAACAGAUACAGUUUAUUAUAUACAUAUAUGUGUAUGUACAAAGGUAUAUUGAUAUGGUACGUAUCAUGGAUAUGGUAUAUCAUUUCAGGAGCAAAUACCUUCUAACAGUACGCAUUUCUGUUAGUUCAUAUUAUUAUAUAAACAUUAUUUAAAUAUAUUAUGUAAAUUGUAUACAUUAUUUACAUAUUAAAAUGUUACCGUGCUGUUGUUUAUAUUUAUGCUUUUUGAUUGUUUUAUUUUUGUCAAGCCUGAUUUCCUGUCAAAGCCUCUAAUAAAGAAUGUCUGGCCAGGCAUCACACACACACACACACACACACACACGGGAUCUGCUCCACGGGGGAAACGCCUUCUCGCCUCGGACCCGUUCUGUUUUAAUUAGCCUCCCGGUGCCGCGGGUAAUUACGGUAACGAGACGCAAAUGAACCGUAAUGAACCGCAAAAUUCCCCCAGAAAAGCCACACGCGAGACGCGGCUCGCGAUUAAUAACCGUCACUCAGGCUUCGGCGGGGAGAAAGAGGCGCGCGAGGAGUUGACACGCAUUACCCUCCGCGCUGCGCGCGAGCCCGUAUGUCAUCCCCCUCGCGCCUCCCGCGCUUCCACAAUCAUUUCCCGCCAAUGAUCAGUAGGUGUCCGCAGCGGCGCUUCCUCACCUCACACCCCCGUCAGCCACACGCAGCGCGACACACACACGUACGCACACACACACACACACACGCACACACAAACACACACACCGGGAGGAGCCGUCUACCCUUCCGUCACCCAUACCCGCCCCUGAGGACGGUGCGUCGUUGGCGGCGUCAAUAUUAUUUAUUAUUCCCGUUAGUCUCGGUAUUUAGCGCCGCAGCUGCUCGCGGUGAUCGUUAAAACGGACGCGUCUCGUUGUUUUUUGGGCGCGCGUUGCUCUCGUACAGGGGAUUGUUGAGGCGGCAGAAGCGCGCGGGGAUGCUCUCCGUUAAAGGAUCGUGAAACGUCGCGAGUCUAAAGGUAAAGCUCGUCCAUUUUCCGUCCUCCGCCCCCCCCCCUCAUCCAUCCUCCCCCUCCUUCUCUUCUCCCGUCUCUCUCUCUCUCUCUCUCUCUCUCUCUCUCUCUCUCUCUCUAUUUCUCUGUGCUGACGCGCGGUGGUCGAGUGAAUUAAUCCGUCGCCUUUAAUUGCACCGCAGCGUCCGGCGGUCUCGCGCCCUUAAUGACCUCUGAUCCUCGCGUCGCUGCCGCAGCACGCGGAGAGUAAUUACCGUAAUUGAUGCUCGAGGCGACAGCAGCGGGGGUGUUGGGGGGGUACAGUGUUUCUCUCUCUCGCGCACACACAUUUGACCAGUAACUUUCUCUUCCAGUGUUUAUUUCAUCAGUAUUGCUCUUGUUUUUCUGAUUAAAACAGAAUAAUAAAAACACGCCUGCUGGUUGAAGAUAUCAUGCCUUAUUCUGCUGCAUUAUUGACGUCCGUACAUCCGCUAAAGAAAACGCUUUAUAACCUUAAACAGCAAUAAUCCUAUAGAUAAAAACCUAUGUCCUACUGACAGAAACGAAUUAAGGAAAAUCCAUUUGGGAUGAAAAUUGGAUAAAAAUAAAAGACCUCCACAGUGGAUGGUUGGGUGUUAGCAUAUGUUUGUUUUGCUCUGAUGGCGAACAUGAGCAGUGGUGUGUGUAUGGAGACCCACGCUCAUGGCCACACCCAUGGCCACACCCACAACUACAACCACACCCCCGGUCGAGAUUUCCCCCUGCAGAUCGACUCGUGUGUGAACCCCGUGUUGGACUACAGCGCUCAGAUGGAGCGGUACCGCUCUUUCGCCACCUUCUAUAAAAACAGCACGGCCGCUGCCCCGUUUCCCCAGAACGCCAAAAUUGCCCGCAUCGCCACGCCCCUCUUCCCCUCCGCCCGGCUGUCGGCCAUGCCGCCCUGGCCCUGCGACAACGCUAUGCUGUGGGGGCGAAAGCCUACCACGGUUAACGGACCUCACACACACCGGACUGGCAUGUCGAGGGCGGAGCCUGUGCACAUGUCUGCCAAACACAUUCCACAAGACUCCGCCCUCGCGAUGGGUGCUGACAACUUCCUCUCUCCGCUGACUGCGGAGCAGUGUCGCGGUCUGCCGGUCACCGGGGCGGAGUGCAUGAACCGGCUGAAGUGCCCGCCGUCCAUUCCGCCCGCUGGCGCUGGAGAGGCAGAUCGGGGUGGGACGUUCGGAGGGAUGCCCCCGCUGGGGGGUCUGUCGCUGCCGCCAGGGGUCAUCGUCAUGACGACGCUUCACUCCGGUGCAGGGUCAUCUGGGGUCACGAUGUCAGACAGCGCAUUCCAGAUCGCUAACGUGGCGGCGGACUGCCAGCACAGCGGCUCGUCCUGCUCCGGCUCUCCCGCCGCUCUCAAUGGGAAUGCCAGCGGCAGUUGCGGCAGUGGAAGCGGCAGCGGAGCGGCCAAGCGCAAACGCAAGCGCUGCGGCGUGUGCGCCCCCUGCAGGAGGCUCAUUAACUGCGGCGUGUGCAGCUCCUGUCGAAACAGAAAGACGGGUCAUCAAAUCUGCAAGUUCAGGAAGUGCGAGGAACUCAAGAAGAAACCGGGCAGCACGCUAGAGAGAGCACCAUCAGCAGGAGCGGCCGACACCUUCCGCUGGUUCUUCUGAAAAACUCAAAACCACAAACCACAUCACUGAAGAACUGCAGGUCAUAACCCUACAAUCCCCCGCGAUCAGGGACUCGCCCUCGCUUUCUACCCCUCCCCUCAGGACUCACUGUGGCACAGAGGUCAUUCAGCAGCGGAGAGACUCACUGACCUCAACUCACCCGAACACCAACAGACGUAGAGAAACAGAGACUCGAUUAUCAGCCGUAUCAGGACCUCGUCCGUGUCUGAAGGGAAGAGUUCGCGCAAAAAUGUCACUUCUGUCAUAAUUCACUCAUGCGACGUUCUUCUCUGGAACACAAACGGAGAAUUUGUUCAAGAAACAGUUUUUCAUAUAAUGAAAGUGAAUCGGGACUGUUUUCAACCCCCAAAAUGACAAAAAAAUCAAUGUGCAAAUGAUUCAUCCGCUUUAUUCCAAGUAUUUUAAAGCCAUAUGAGAGCUUUACAUAAAGAACAGACCACGAACGACACGAACAGCCCAUCCGUCAGGAAAUCAAUCAACUUACAUGUCAGUCUGUUCCUCGUGCAAAGCUUGAAAUAUGACUUAAAUAUUGUGUAAAAGUCUUACGGACUAUUUCUUUAUGAUUUUACAUGAACGUGAGUGAAUGAUGACAGAAAAAUGUGAUUUUUUUAUAUCAUUUGUUCGCCCUCACGUCAUGUCAAAUCUGUAUGAGUUUCUUUCUUCUUCAGAACACAAGAGAAGAUAUUUUGAAGAAUGUCGAACCCCAUCGAAACCACGGAGACAUUUCUCAAAAUAAACGAGUCACGUACAGGUUUAUAGAAGCACGUGAGGAGGAAUAAAUGAUGACAGAAUUGAUAUUUUUGGUUGAACGGUCCCUUUAAACCACCUUUCUGUUGCAUGGGUAGAAAAGUGUUUUGUUUUUAACUAAAGACUUAAAGAAAUGAACUUUGUUUAUUGCUGUUGUGACACCUCACUGUCUUGAUGAAGAAGAGACUUGUUAGGAUGACUCGUUCAUUAAAUGUGAUCCUUUUUGAUGUGUGA
Triplophysa rosa is the source of this 4279-nucleotide messenger RNA. Its product is annotated as CXXC-type zinc finger protein 4. Gene Ontology annotation, molecular function: methyl-CpG binding; zinc ion binding. The transcript has 4 exons. The coding region runs from base 2276 to 3277 and encodes 333 amino acids. Lineage: Eukaryota; Metazoa; Chordata; Actinopteri; Cypriniformes; Nemacheilidae. Gene Ontology annotation, cellular component: nucleus. The record is from RefSeq and is a predicted model, not a curated record.